CUCUGUCAAAAAAACCAAACAAAAUUUGAGGUUUCAUUUUCAUUGUUUAUAAGAGCCACACACAGAAUGCCACAGACCAAUUAUUAAGUUUCUCUCUCCUUCUCAGAAACUAAGAAGAGAGAGAGAGAAGAAAAUAAAAAAUGUCUCUAAAUUCUCCAUUGAUUGAAGAAAGAAAACAGAACAAACAACAAGUAAUUGAAGAAGUGAAGAAACAGUUAUGGUUAUCAGGACCGUUAAUUUCAGUUACACUGUUGAAUUUUGGUAUAAAUCUAAUAUCAGUUAUGUUUGUUGGACAUCUUGGUGAGUUGUCUCUCUCUGGUGCUUCCAUGGCUACUUCUUUUGCUUCUGUCACUGGUUUCAGUUUACUGGUGGGAAUGGCAAGUGCAUUAGACACAUUAUGUGGACAAUCAUAUGGAGCAAAACAAUACCAAAUGUUAGGCAUACACAUGCAAAGAGCAAUGUUCAUUCUCAUGAUUGUUGCCAUUCCACUUUCAAUCAUUUGGGCUAACACAAAAUCCAUUCUCAUUUUCCUCGGCCAAGAUCCCGAAAUAUCGACCGAAGCCGGAAACUACGCUAAACUAAUGGUUCCAUGUCUCUUUGCUUAUGGACUUCUACAAUGCCUCAACAGAUUCUUACAGACACAAAAUAUUGUGUUUCCUAUGAUGUUUAGUUCCUGUGCGACGACAUUGCUACAUCUUCCUGUGUGUUGGUUUUUGGUUUAUAAGUCUGGAUUAGGGAGUAGAGGUGCUGCUGUUGCAAAUUCUAUAUCAUAUUGGUUGAAUGUUACCAUACUUUCACUUUAUGUCAAGUUUUCUCCUUCAUGUAAAAAAACUUGGACUGGUUUUUCAAAGGAGGCUUUGGCAUGGAACAACAUUCCAAUUUUCAUGAGGCUUGCUAUUCCUUCAGCUGUAAUGGUUUGCUUGGAAAUGUGGUCAUUUGAAUUAAUGGUUCUCCUUUCUGGCCUUCUCCCAAAUCCAAAGUUGGAAACAUCAGUGCUUUCUAUCUGUUUGAAUACAUCAGCAGCUGUUUGGAUGAUUCCCUUUGGACUUAGUGGAGCUAUAAGCAUUCGAGUUUCGAACGAACUCGGGGCUGGUCAUCCAUGGACCGCGCGGCUGGCCGUGUGCGUUGUGGUAGUGAUUGCCAUUAUUGAGAGCAUCAUAGUUGGAGUAGUUCUAAUACUAAUACGCAAUAUAUGGGGCUAUGCUUAUAGCAAUGAAGAAGAAGUUGUCAAAUAUGUAGCAACUAUGUUGCCAAUUCUUGCAGCAUCCAACUUCUUAGAUGGAUUACAAUCUGUUCUUUCAGGCACUGCUAGAGGAUGUGGUUGGCAGAAAAUUGGUGCUUUUGUAAAUUUGGGUUCAUACUAUUUAGUUGGAAUUCCAGCAGCCAUUGUAUUAGCUUUUGUAUUGAAUAUUGGUGGAAAGGGAUUAUGGCUUGGGAUUAUAUGUGCACUUCUUGUUCAAGUAAUUUCUCUAAUGAUCAUUACAAUAAAAACUGAUUGGGAGAAAGAGGCAAAGAAGGCUACAGAUAGAGUCUAUAAUUCAAUAACUUCAGAGAGUUUAAUUUCAUGAAGAAUAUGAUUUUUGUUUUGUUUUCUUAGUAUAUUGGUAGGGGAUAUUUCUUUUAUAUUUGAGGAUUAUAGUCAAAGUGAAAUAUCAAAUUCAAUAAAGAUUUACAAUAAAAUUUAUAGUC
Molecule: messenger RNA, 1689 nt
Organism: Cicer arietinum (chickpea)
Lineage: Eukaryota; Viridiplantae; Streptophyta; Magnoliopsida; Fabales; Fabaceae
Product: protein DETOXIFICATION 16-like
Biological process (GO): xenobiotic detoxification by transmembrane export across the plasma membrane
Cellular component (GO): membrane
Molecular function (GO): antiporter activity; xenobiotic transmembrane transporter activity
Source: RefSeq, a predicted model, not a curated record